GUCAACAGUGGGAGAAGCAAAAUCCACUGUUGAAGAAGGAACUUUUCGGUGUAUCAAAAGACGUGACAGACGCAGCAAACGCUAACCGGCAACCACAACAUAAUUUACGGGCUGAGGGUUUGCUGAACGGCGAGGGAAUGACCGGCAACAGUUUGGAAGUUAGCGGUGGAAGUCGCCAAGGUAGUUUUCGAUCAAGUUUCCGGCGACACGGUGCCAACACCCACGAACCUCGGUCCCGGGAAAUCGGGCAGCAGAACACAG
This is a messenger RNA of Opisthorchis viverrini, 261 nucleotides long. RefSeq lists its product as hypothetical. The annotation marks the transcript as partial. The record is from RefSeq and is a predicted model, not a curated record. NCBI's taxonomy places the organism in Eukaryota, Metazoa, Platyhelminthes, Trematoda, Opisthorchiida, Opisthorchiidae. The transcript has a single exon.